AUGCGUCGUGCAGCGCAAUUUCUGGCCGCGGUCGCCCUGCUUGCCACCAGCGUCCGCGGCGCAGAAAGCAAUAGCAUCGCUCGACCCUCAUACUUCUUUGGGGCACCCAUCCCGAUCGAGUGUAUGAACCGGAGCUCAGAGACAGGCGAGCACAUCGAGAACUCAGCGCACGAGAUCCAAUGGGUCCCCUUCCCGGUGUGUAACGAGACAGGCAAGCCGCUCGAGUUCCACUACGGCAUCGAGACGGAGCUGAACUGCACGAUCCCCAUGGUCAGCGACCCCUUCUUCCACCUGCUCGAGUUCUACGUCCACAGCGACGCGCCUCUCUCGUGCCGGCUCGCCGCCCGCCCUCCCCCAUCGGACGCCGGCGCCAAGCCCGAGCCCGCGGAGCACGUGCCCCUCGUGUUCGCCCUCUCCGGCACCCUCCAGCUCAGCCACAUGCACGUCAGCACCCACCUCAACGUGCUGCUGCACAGCGUGCCCAAGCACCACAUCCACCCGCACGACAGCGGCGUCAUCGACAGUGCCGUUGCGUAUAGCACGUCGCCGCUGCAGUCCGCCGGCGGCGUCUUCGCCGCCCGGACCGUCAGGCUGGCCAUCGGCGACCCGCUGCCGUUGAGCUUCAGCGUGCGGUGGUUCCCGACCCCUGCGCUGCCGAAGACGGAGGGGCGCGUCGAGUGGGCGGGUAUGGGGGGCCAUAUUUAUGCGAGUACUGUGUUCUACAGCCUUGUGUCGUUCAUGGCGGGGAUGCUUAUGGCUGGGGCGUACUUCUUUGGGGUCGUGCUGCCGAGGAGGUUGAGGGGGAGGGCGCUGGGGGGCGCGACGCCGUUGGCGUAUGGGUUGAAUGGCGUGGGGAAUGGGUGGGGAUACCAGAAGAGGGCUCUCGACUGA
Messenger RNA from Phialemonium atrogriseum, 891 nucleotides. RefSeq lists its product as uncharacterized. Lineage: Eukaryota; Fungi; Ascomycota; Sordariomycetes; Cephalothecales; Cephalothecaceae. Bases 1 to 891 code for a protein of 296 amino acids. The transcript has 2 exons. The record is from RefSeq and is a predicted model, not a curated record.